This is a messenger RNA of Glarea lozoyensis ATCC 20868, 1140 nucleotides long. RefSeq names its product Clavaminate synthase-like protein. NCBI's taxonomy places the organism in Eukaryota, Fungi, Ascomycota, Leotiomycetes, Helotiales, Helotiaceae. Bases 1 to 1140 code for a protein of 379 amino acids. Gene Ontology annotation, molecular function: 2-oxoglutarate-dependent dioxygenase activity. Gene Ontology annotation, cellular component: cytoplasm. The record is from RefSeq and is a predicted model, not a curated record. The transcript is spliced from 4 exons.
AUGGCUCCAUCUGCUACCGAAACUGUUACUCUUCCAAGUCGUACUGUUGAGGCGUCAACGGUCAAAUUGACUUCUAAUACUGGUCCAUAUAAAGAGCUUGCGCCAAUUGGGUACGAAAAGGCUGCUGAAGAGCAAGGAACAGAAGGUUUCGCUGCUGCAAAGUACCAGAACUAUCUCCCUCACUGGGGAAACGAAAAAUAUCCUGCGCUCGAGCCCUUCGAACACCGCGAUCAUGGCCUUGACGCAGACCCAUCAUAUCCAGAACUACUCCCAGAAGGAGUCGAAGUCUCUGAUCUGACUCCUACAAUCGGAACCGAGGUGAAAGGUGUUCAGCUCAGCAAGUUGAGCAACGCAGGAAAAGAUCAGCUUGCUCGUUACGUUGCCGAGCGAAAAGUCGUAGCAUUCCGAGACCAAGAUUUCGCAGAUCUCCCCAUCUCCGAAGCUUUAGACUAUGGCAGAUACUUUGGCCGUCUUCAUAUCCAUCCAACAUCUGGCGCACCAGAAGGAUAUCCUGAAGUCCAUUUGGUGCACAGAGGUGCAGGUGAUAAAACUGCGGAAGCUUUUUUCCAAACAAGAACCAGUUCUGUCGCCUGGCAUUCUGACGUGGCAUACGAGCUUCAACCACCAGGAACAACUUUCCUUUACAUACUAGAUGUGCCUGAGGCUGGUGGAGAUACUUUGUUUGCCAAUCAAGUUGAAGCAUACAACCGUUUGAGUCCAGCUUUCAAGGAAAGGCUACACGGUCUGAGAGCCACUCACUCAGGAAUCGAGCAGGUGAAUGCAUCUCGCUUCAAAGGUGGCGCCGUCCGACGAGAACCUGUCAUUAGCGAGCACCCCGUCGUGAGAACACACCCAGUGACGGGCGAAAAGGCAUUAUAUGUCAAUCCUCAGUUUACCAGAAGUAUUGUAGGCUACAAGCAGGAGGAAAGUGACAUGCUGUUGAAAUUCCUCUACGACCAUGUCGCGUACGGUGCCGAUUUCCAAGCACGAGUGAAGUGGCAAGAGAAGACCGUAGUUGUAUGGGACAACAGAGUUACCAGCCAUUCAGCUCUGGUCGACUGGAAGACGGGACAGAGAAGGCACCUCGCCAGGAUUGCACCACAAGCCGAAGCGCCCUUUGAGACCCCAUUCAAGGCUUAG